This is a messenger RNA of Lagopus muta (rock ptarmigan), 2693 nucleotides long. RefSeq names its product transmembrane protein 43 (gene TMEM43). The coding region runs from base 292 to 1389 and encodes 365 amino acids. Gene Ontology annotation, biological process: nuclear membrane organization. The record is from RefSeq and is a predicted model, not a curated record. NCBI's taxonomy places the organism in Eukaryota, Metazoa, Chordata, Aves, Galliformes, Phasianidae. The transcript has 13 exons. Gene Ontology annotation, cellular component: nuclear inner membrane.
CAUCCGGAAGCGCACGCCCUGACCUCCUUCGCCAGCUGCCGCGCGGCCUCUCCGAAGCGGGAAAGGAGCAGCCAAUCCGGGCAGAGCGCGCCUCGGCGCUGGACUACAUCUCCCGGCGUGCCUUGCGCGCACCGCGUGGGAACUACGUGUUCCGGCGUGCACCGCGGUAGCGGCAGAGCGGGGAGAGCUUGCGGAGAGUUCUCUGAUACAGGAAGCAAAAAAGAACAUGUCAAAAUCACAAGUGAGGCCAAGCCAGGGUUCCUGGAGAGGCUCAGCGAGACUUCUGGAGGCAUGCUCAUAGGACUCGGGACAUUUCUUCUGUCCUUCUACCUUCUUUUUACCAAUGAAGGACGAGCUUUGAGGACAGCUAAAUCUCUUGAUGAGGGACUUUCUCUUGUGAUCCCUCUUGACAACAUUCACAGCGUGUCUCAACAGAAUGAGGGGAGUCUGGUGCACUUAGCUGGCGCUCUGAGCACAGCAAAGCCUUUGUUUGAUCCCAGCUAUGGGCUGUCCGUCCAGGCUGUCAAGCUGAAGCGCAAAGUGGAAAUGUACCAGUGGGUAGAAUAUGAAGAUUCCAGGGAGUAUGAAGAAAAUGGUGAGAUCAAGAAAGAGACAAAGUACUCAUAUGAUACUGAAUGGAAAUCCGAAGUUGUGAACAGCAGGAAUUUUGAUCGAGAAAUAGGACACAAAAAUCCUAGUGCGAUGGCUGUGGAGUCCUUUACUGCCGUUUCUCCUAAUGUCCAGGUUGGCAGCUUUGUCCUUUCCAAAGGUCUUGUGGAUAAGAUUGAUGACUUCAAGCAGCUCAGCUUGGCACACCUUGAGGAUCCACAUGCUGAUGUUACCCGGGGAGGAGAUUAUUUUUACCACAGUGAGAACCCCAGGCGUCCAGAAGUGGGAGACCUUCGUGUCUCAUUCUUCUACGCCGGUCUAAGUGGACAUGACCCCCACCUGGGCUCUCCUGAUAAGGUGACUGUGAUUGCUCGGCAGAAAGGUGAUCAACUCGUUCCAUAUCACACCAAGUCUGGAGAUGUUCUCCAGAUGCUCUACUCUGGGGAUCUCUCUGUCGAGGAGGUGUUUCAGAAGGAGCAUGAGAGUAACACCAUGAAGACCUGGGCCCUCCGUGCAGCAGGCUGGCUGACAAUGUUUGUAGGCAUCAGCCUGAUGACCCGGAUUGUUUACACUUUGGUGGACUGGUUUCCUGUUGUUCGAGAUCUGGUUAACAUCGGAUUGAAAGCUUUUGCCUUCUGUGUGGCCAGCUCACUCUCACUUCUGACUAUCUCCAUUGGCUGGCUCUUCUAUCGCCCUGUCUGGGCUCUGCUGAUUGGGUUGCUCUCUGUAGUUCCAAUUGUGGUCGCAAGAUCCCGGAUUCCACCAAAGAAGCAUCAGUGAGAAAGAGGUGGGGCACCUUGUGUAUUGUGGACAAAGUGCCAGCUUCAUCGCAUGGACUGGUGUGAAAUCCUUGGGAAAUACAUGUGUGUACCUGCCUCUGACAGUCCUUCCUUCUGCUACUUUUUCUCACUUGUACAAUCAUGUAUACUGUGUUGGCAGUGUUUGAAAGUGCAUUGUUAAAGGAAAAACAACUUUUGACACAAUACUUCAGUAACGUGGAUUCAUUUGAGCUGGGGAUUUUGAAAGUAACUUGGAAUCUCCAGUGGCCAGGUUAGCUCUGAGGCAGGGAAGAUAGGUCAGAGAGCAGAGACUUUUCUCAGUUUUUAAAGAGGUCUGAAGCUGUUCUUGGGUAAGCACCCGAAAUGGUGGAGUUCUGUAGAAACACUGAAUUGCUCUUAUUUAAGGAGAUACUCAGAGGUCACUUGCCUUUAAUUUUAAAAAUAAAACCUGCUGCCUUGACGUACAAUUGAUUAACUUCUAUCGUUGAAUACAUAUUCUUUAAAAUACUUGGUUUUGCUGUAUGUAGUUUGUCUUUUUGAAUUUUGCUUGCCAAGAACAAUGAAAAUAUUCCAUGAAAUUAAAUAAUGAACACAUUUCUGCCUGAUUAGUUUUUGUAGACAUAGUAGCUUGAAUUUUGAGCUUUAUAUCAUGUUAAUACAGCUUCCUGUUGUGUUGCAAUGGCUCAAGCUUACAGGUUUCUGCUGUAAAUAGUUCUUGAGUUGAGGCGAUCUUGUUGUGUUUUGAAGUCUCUCUAGAUAGCUCAUUUGGCUUCCAGGUGUGCCCUACCAACAUGUUUUUCCUUCUGUAAGUACACAUAAUUCAGUACAAAAAUGUCUUCAGUGAAUACAUUUUUUUGAAGGAGAAUUACGACUGUAUUCCCCAUACCAAAGGAAAUUUGCUUCUAUGUAUGUUCAAGUUAAUGUUUCCUAAAAAUGUUACUACAUGGGAGGUCAGGUUUAUAAAUCAUAAACAUUUUGAGAUGUAGUAAUUUAUGUUUAACUUCAAUUUCCUUUAGUUCUUAUCAUUCUUGUGGUCUUGUGUUUUCAAUUUCACCCUUUCUGCUGGUGAAAGCAGCAGCAGUGAGUGAAAGGCAGGGCACGAAGCUGACCUGUGUUAGUGACCCAGGCAGUCUCUAUCUGCUGCUCUUUCUCAAUGCACUCCACUGGAGAGAAAAGCAGAAGUUUUGAACAGCUGUUCUACCAAUGAUGCAGGAAACUAAUCAGCAUUGCCAUAUUGGAGAUGGUGCAAUUUUCUACAGAAGUGCUGAGCUUUUUGUAUAUUUAAUAAAAUACCAUUUUCAGAAA